UUUUAUUAGGAAUCAUGCUCGCUGGUGGCCAGUUAGAAACUAAGACUGAAGAAGAUGCUCUGUUUCAGCAUAACUUUAAGAAUCUUCAAGUGUUAGAUACAGUAGAGUUUAAUCUGAGAAAGACCCUGUAUAAAGCAUCCCACGCCUGAAUGCAUAGGUGUGGUGUUUUGAAGAAUGCAUUUGAGUAUACCCAGAGUCGUGAUUUUGACAUGGAUGAGAGCUUAAAGAAUGAAAAGAAAUGAUUUGGAAAUUGUCUGAAUAUUCAUGCAGAAGCUUAUUUUAAAUUCUUUGAUAAGCAAAUAAUUCAUCAACAGGAAGAUGUUAAGAAGAUUGAAGAGAUUAACAUAUCUGGAAAUAAAGGUAGUAUGCUUCUUGGUGGUGGAAUGGAGGAGCCACAUUAUGACAUCCCUGAUAUUAAAUAA
This is a messenger RNA of Moneuplotes crassus, 422 nucleotides long. Lineage: Eukaryota; Ciliophora; Spirotrichea; Euplotida; Euplotidae. The record is from the annotation of a GenBank genome assembly.